GGCGGCUCUGGGGCCCUUGGGUGGCCGGGGCCAAAGAAGGAGAAGGAAGCCGAGGAGGUCGGGGUGACUGCUUAGAAAACUGCACAGCCCACGAACAGCUGAUGAAAUUAGCAAAUAAGCAAGUCAACUAUGUCUUACACUCCAGGAAUUGGUGGUGACCCUGCCCAGCUGGCCCAGCUUAUCUCUUCCAACAUCCAGAAGAUCACACAAUGUUCUGCGGAAAUACAGAGGACUCUGAAUCAACUUGGAACACCUCAAGAUUCACCUGAAUUGAGGCAGCAGCUGCAACAGAAGCAGCAAUAUACGAACCAACUUGCCAAAGAAACAGAUAAGUACAUUAAAGAGUUUGGAUCUCUACCCACCACCCCCAGUGACCAGCGUCAAAGGAAAAUACAGAAGGAUCGCUUAGUGGCGGAAUUCACCACAUCACUGACAAACUUUCAGAAGGCGCAGAGACAGGCUGCUGAGAGAGAGAAAGAGUUUGUCGCUCGAGUAAGAGCCAGUUCCAGAGUGUCUGGUGGUUUUCCUGAGGAGAGCUCAAAAGAAAGGAAUCUCGUGUCCUGGGAAAGCCAAACUCAACCUCAGGUGCAGGUGCAGGAUGAAGAAAUUACAGAGGAUGACCUCCGCCUUAUUCAGGAGAGAGAGUCUUCUAUUAGGCAACUUGAAGCUGAUAUUAUGGAUAUUAAUGAAAUAUUUAAAGAUUUGGGAAUGAUGAUUCAUGAGCAAGGAGAUGUAAUAGAUAGCAUAGAAGCCAACGUGGAAAAUGCUGAGGUGCACGUCCAGCAAGCAAACCAGCAGCUGUCAAGGGCGGCAGACUAUCAGCGCAAAUCCAGGAAAACCCUGUGCAUCAUCAUUUUUAUCCUUGUUAUCGGAAUUGUAAUUAUCGGUCUCAUCAUAUGGGGAGUGAAAGGCUAAUAUUAUAAAGGAGCACACUAUUGCACUACAUUAUGUAAAUUAUGUAGGAAGAUUCCUUUAAUCAUGGUAGGUUUUUUUUAUUGUUAUUAUUUUAAAGCUGUUGCUUAAAGGAUGGUUCCCAUACUUUGUUAUUUUUAUUUGGGGGGAAGUUUUCUUUGGAUUAAAUCUGAUAUUUUCUAAUACUGAAAGUUUUUUUAAAUAUCACUGCUGGCAUAGCUUCAAGCUUUUCGACCUAGUAACUGUUAGUUUUUUGCCCACAUUGCGUAUGCCUUUCGUUUAUAAUUUAUUUAUCCUGUUGACUUAGUUUUUGGAAUUAGUAAAUUCAAAGGUGUGUGUGUGUUCUGUGUGCACCUCUCUGUCACAGUGUAACAUGCACCCACAUUUGUGUUACUUCAAUUACAUAUCUUAAAUUUAAUUUUGAUUUGGGCCAGCAGAGGAAGUAUUGUCAAUAACUUUAAAAAUUAACAUAUAUGUUUGUGUUUGGAGUUUUGUUUUUAUCUAGUUCACAGCAACACAAAUUGUCUAUUUAACUUUUACUGUUAUUUUUCUCUUAAGACCCUUGUUUAUUCUGAAUGAAAUCAGUGAAUAACUUCCUAGUAUAUCUCUUACUCCUGAUGUGUAUAUAGUAAGCAUUUGCUGUAGAUUGGCUAGUAAAUACUAAGGAUAGAUUGUUUUUAUAUAGGUUCUGUUUAAGUUUCACGUUCGUUUGCAGGGGAUUGUGUGGUCACUAUAAAUGUUUAAUGUGAUUUGGAGGAAGAGUAUGACAGAUCAAUACCUACUGUGUUAGAAUUCUAAAGAUCCCAAUUUGUAUUUGCCUGUGUAUUUCCACAGCUGUUAUGAUGGAAAAUUAAUUACCUUCUCUUAUGUCCUAUAGAAUAAUAAAGAUUACUUUUGGGAAGUAACUUUCCCACAGUUACCGUUUUUGAGCACCUAACACUUAAAAUUCUGUUUCCCUUCAUACCAUUUUGUACCAUCCUUCAUUAGAAAGGGAAUUGGAUGUUCGCCACUUAACUCACUUGCCUUUUUUAAUCAAUGUUGUUUUAAUGCACUAAUCUGAAUACUGUAAAGAAGAUUAUCUUAGUUUAUAGUUUGUAUUUUAUAAUGUUCUUAUAUAGCAGUUUGAUAGUGAAGGCAAUGUUUUACAUGGCAAGCUAUGAGACUUCAAAUGGGAACAAAUAAAAUAUUAAGUAACUAAGUAAAUUGUAUCUUUGCAACCAAAAUAAAGAUGAUUUUAAAA
This is a messenger RNA of Lipotes vexillifer (Yangtze River dolphin), 2152 nucleotides long. It is a transcript of the gene STX7, whose product is annotated as syntaxin 7. Gene Ontology annotation, cellular component: SNARE complex; synaptic vesicle; membrane. Lineage: Eukaryota; Metazoa; Chordata; Mammalia; Artiodactyla; Lipotidae. Bases 130 to 915 code for a protein of 261 amino acids. Gene Ontology annotation, molecular function: SNARE binding; SNAP receptor activity. Gene Ontology annotation, biological process: vesicle-mediated transport; intracellular protein transport; vesicle fusion. The record is from RefSeq and is a predicted model, not a curated record. The transcript has 10 exons.